AUGUCGAUGUCAGAAAAAACCCAAAUAGACGAUACCCCUCAAACGUCGACACAAUUUUUCACAGACUCCAGCCACGCAAUAGAUAUCUCGUCACUCACGUCAAUUGACGAAACCACACAUCUUCUGGCCACCGUAUAUAGAAAUGAAUAUACUAUCGACGACGAUGAACCGGAGUUUGAAAACGAAUUUUUUCGGUAUUGUGUGAAGUGCUUUGAACUAUUAUCACUAUAUUUCGUUUUCAUGAUUGCUAUGAUACCUCUGAUGUUGUUAGCGAUUUGGUUUAGUCAGUUAUUUUGGUAUUAUCAAAUUGUCAUUGUAGCUUUGGUGGUGAUUUAUUUUUAUAGUUAUAGAAAGUAUAGGAGACAGUAUGAGGAUUGA
Messenger RNA from Acaulospora morrowiae, 378 nucleotides. The record is from the annotation of a GenBank genome assembly. NCBI's taxonomy places the organism in Eukaryota, Fungi, Glomeromycota, Glomeromycetes, Diversisporales, Acaulosporaceae.